Molecule: messenger RNA, 2007 nt
Organism: Pelodiscus sinensis (Chinese soft-shelled turtle)
Lineage: Eukaryota; Metazoa; Chordata; Testudines; Trionychidae
Source: RefSeq, a predicted model, not a curated record
ACCACUAUCCAUUUCUCAGCAGCAGUCUCUGGCUGGGUCUCAGAUCAUCUAAAUCGACAUAUAACCAACGGGUCAAUGUCUGAAAAUGGGCAGAACCUUUCAAGCCAUCAGUGUUUACAAUCUGCCACCCCUUCCGUCAAAGAGCUGGAGCAUGUUCUGGACAGCUGCAGGAUGGGCUUGAACCACGUAGACGAAGUGUGGCCUAACCUGUAUAUAGGCGACAUAGUAAUUGCCCACGACAAGGAAGCACUGAGGAAACUUGGCAUCACCCACGUACUGAAUGCUGCCCAUUCCGCAUGGGAGAGUAAAGGAGACCAAGCCUUCUAUGGCCAGGAAAUCCAUUAUUGUGGAAUAGCUGCAGAAGAUUCAACUAAUUUUAACCUGCGUGGGCAUUUCUACCCCGCCUCAGAGUACAUUAAUAAAGCACUGAGUGCACCCAACGGGAAGAUCUUGGUUCAUUGUGUCCUUGGCAGAAGCAGAUCCGCCUCCUUGGUGCUGGCUUACCUUAUGAUUCACCAUCACCUCUCGCUGACCGACGCUGUCCAGCGGGUCAUCCAGCGCCGAGCUGUUUCGCCAAACCGAGGGUUCCUGAAACAGCUGCAAGACCUAGAUGUUGAACUGCGAGACAAGACAAACCUGUGUGAGCUCUUAUAACGCAGGAGGAGAAGAAAAAAAAAGAGCAAAAUAUGAAGUGUCCCAGAGUGUUAAAGGAAGUAAAAAGAUAAAAUGAAUCUGAGCCAGAAUUCUAGAACCAAAGCCGACCCCUCUCCCAGAUUUUGUGGACAGGAGGAUCUCAUCUGGGGAGCUCCUCUGAGGAUCUCAUCUCCCCCUCAAUCUGGGUUGACCCUAAUCUUGAUCUGAACAAUCCUGAUCCUUGGGAAGGUCAAAAUCCGGAUCCCGAUUUGGAGUUUGGACCUGUCCCCAAGAAGAAGCAGUGAACUAAUGGUCACAUGUUAAGUCUCCGUGGAUAUCCUCUGCCCUUGUGGGAUUGAGCCUAGAGUUCAUACUAAUCCUGGUUGAAGAGAACCCUGCAACAACCUUGACUCUCUGCCAGUUGAUAUCAGAGAUGGGUGGCUCUCAUGGAGUUUAAAGAGGUUCCACUUUUUGUGUGUGUGUGUGUGCUGGUUUAGUUUUUUCUACAAUUUUAACCCCUGGCUUCCCCAUCUCUCGCCCCAAGGGAGAGUUAGUUCAAAAGGGAGGAUACAUUUCUCUGUAAAUAACGGGUGGCAGGUGAAGGCCCAGCUGGGAAAGGCAACUGAAGCUCCACCCCUUCUGCCCAAAGCCACACCCCUUCCCCGAGACUAUGCCCCUUCACAACCUUUCCCCACAGCCAAGCCCCGGCCAACCCCAGAUGAAGACCGGGGCCGCCAUGUGGCAUGGCCUCAACUUUCUCUGGCCACUGGGGAUCUGGCAAGCCAUGCAGCCCCAGCCCUUCUCAGGCAGGGUAGGUCUUCCCUGGCCUAGAGUAACUGCCACCCACGAAUAGCAGCAUUUAUGCUCUGUAUUAAGGAGAGUAAAGUCUAUCAAAUGCUAGGCUGGCCUGAGUGGACACCUUCCAUACUACAAGUGCACUGCGGCGAUAGCUUUUACAAGUCACAAACUCGCUCGAUCUCCUCUCUUUCCCCCCUCAUGCUAUAUUGCCUGUACUCUGUCCAUUAUCUGUUUCAUUUCCCCCUAGGGAUUUUUUUUCCUUCUCUUCCAUUUUCCACCUCUUAUCUGGCCUCUCCUUAGCAUAUAGCAAACCUCCUCCCAUCACAUCUGAGGAGCAGGAGGCAAUGCAGGAAACACUGGAUUCCUUCUAUGACCCGGGACAUGCCAGGAAACUCUUCAAGAGCAAUAAGUCGCAUAUCGGGAAAUGGGAAUUUGGUCAUGUAGAGGCAUAAAGCCUGGCACUUGCAAACUCACAGGGAUCUCGUGGAUUUGAACGGUCAGACAGCGUGGCCCAUAUGGAACUAGGGUUGCCAGGUUUCUGGUAUUGACCCAGACAGUCUGGUAUUUUCGCCUCCU